Molecule: messenger RNA, 1112 nt
Organism: Panicum virgatum (switchgrass)
Lineage: Eukaryota; Viridiplantae; Streptophyta; Magnoliopsida; Poales; Poaceae
Exons: 3
Coding region: 293-871 (192 amino acids)
Source: RefSeq, a predicted model, not a curated record
CCCAAACCCAACAAGGAGGAAACCGCGCGGCGCGGCGUCUCCUCCCCCUGCUCGCCUUCGUCGCAGCCUUGCGCUCCCCGCAAGCCUCCUCCUCCUCAUCGGCGGCUCUCUCCUAAUCCGAUCGGAGGAGGAGCGAAAUUUAGCGAGAAAUCGAGAGGAGCCCCAGACCCUGGCGCGCCAUAUAUAGCCAGGCACAUGCGAUCGGCGAGCCCAGUUGCUGCUGGGCUCUCUCCCCCGCGCGCGCGCACGCAUUUGCCGCCUCUUUAAUCCCCUUCCUCCCUCUCGCUCGCCAAUGGAGUCCUCGCCGGCUGCGGCCAUGGCCCCGCCGCCGCCGCCCGCGCCGUCGUCGCGGGCGAGGGACCCCCUCCUCUUCGGCAGCUUCGACCUCCCCGCCGGCUGGGGGUGCCGCAAGCCCAUGGGCUUCUGCCGGGACAUUGGCUCCCCCGCCGCGCCCCUGCCCAGCGCAACCGCCACCGAGGCCGGGAAUAGCGGCUCCCGAUCGCCGCCGAAAGGAGCCCCGGCCGCGCAGCACGCGCCCGCGCCGGAGGAGCCCCGGGAAGCAGCUCCCCGGAGGCAGUGGAACCUGCGGGAGCGGACGUCGUGGCGGGAUUACAGAGCGGAGGACUCGCGGCAGCCCAAGAAGCUCGGGAGCGCGGACGCCGCCGGCCACAAUACCCGCGGGUUCUCGGUGGCCCUGACGCGGCAGGAGAUCGAGGCGGACUUCCUCGCGAUCACCGGCCGGAAGCCGCCGCGCCGGCCGAGGAAGCGGACCAAGAGCGUCCAGCGCCAAAUCGAGACGCUUUGCCCUGGGAGUUCGCUCAUGGAGAUGACCCGCGACCGGUACAAGGUGAAUGAGAAAGGGGGGUUCUGAGUUGCAUAAGCGAAGGGAGGACCGGAGGAGAUGGAUUUCCAACCGAGGAGCUUGAUCGAGCAAUGGCUGGCUCAUCAGAGUUGCAAGAGAGAUUUAGGGUUAAUUGCCUCAGUCUUUCGGUAGUUACGCAAUUGAUCAUGUAUGCCAAACCCUAACAGUAUAUGUGUUGGUUGGGUUCUCUUUCUCUUAAACUGAUUGGGGGUUUACCUUUGGGUAUCCAUCAAGCCUGAUUCUCCCGUUC